AUGAAUGCGCAAGUGCAGUCAUCCCUGACAGGGGUUGAGUCCAAGCUCAAUGCUCUCUUAACCACCCUCACCACCUCUCCGGCGGCCGCGGGAGCCCCCGCCGCAGCAGUCGCCCUUCUCGACGCGGACGACGCGUUAUCCUCAGCCAUUGACACGCUGCGACGGCACCAAGAAAACUACGCCAAGAUUCUCCGUCUCCGCAUCGAAGCACAGCAGCUCGAGGAUCGAGUCAAGGACAUUGUGAGGGACAUUGAGGGAUUCGACAAAGAUAUUCGCACAGCCUGCGGUGAUGAAGGCGAGAGUGACAGUGAGGCCGAUUCAGACGAGGACGAAGAUAAUGAUGGGAAGGUGGCAGCCCUCCAGGGCAUCAAAGAAAUUGACUACCGAUUGCUUUUGGAUUUCGCGCGUCGGAUCAGCAAAUACAACAACGAAGCGGCGGCCGAUGCGGACAAGCGCCAGCAGACCAAACAGCCGGGCGCCGAUAAGGACAUAACGAUGCUGGGGAGCAACGGAGAUCAGGCAGCAGAGGAGGGAACAGAACCAGUAUCGUCAGUGACGAAGAACGCAACGCAGUGGUUGGACGAGUCGGCGAAUGUGACGCGCGAGGUGUAUAUGCUGCCAUACCCGAUGGAGGAGCGGAUCCGCCUAGGACUCAUGGGCCAAAUACAGCUUGCAGCGGCUGAAGAUCCCGACCGGGAGGUGGAUCGACUUAUACGGGAAGCGGAAGGCUUGGGAGCUGCAGAGCCCCCAGCACCGGUGCCCGCUCCGGAGAGCACCAUCCAAGCCGACGAGGCUGCAAAGGCCGCUGCCCAUGCGGGCUCCUCCGCUAGUGACGCGACACGCGCCCCAGCACCGGCCCCGAAACCCAAGGCCAUGCUGGAUCUUGAUCUCUAUGACCCUGAUGACGACGACAUUUGA
This is a messenger RNA of Penicillium alfredii, 918 nucleotides long. RefSeq lists its product as uncharacterized. The transcript has a single exon. Bases 1 to 918 code for a protein of 305 amino acids. Gene Ontology annotation, biological process: regulation of transcription by RNA polymerase II. Lineage: Eukaryota; Fungi; Ascomycota; Eurotiomycetes; Eurotiales; Aspergillaceae. The record is from RefSeq and is a predicted model, not a curated record. Gene Ontology annotation, molecular function: transcription coregulator activity. Gene Ontology annotation, cellular component: core mediator complex; mediator complex.